ACAUCUAAGUAUAUAUAUGCCGUCUAUGGACUAUGAGUCGGGUGCGCGGGAAUAGGUAUGGGAAAUACGCGCGAAAUUAACUGACUGCGAGCAUAACCAUCAACGAAAGAUGCCGUCAGACUGUUUAGUUUGUUGGAUUUACCUUGCUGGCUAGUCUCUACUCUUGUAACGGCUAUAACCUAUACGUACAUCACGCAGGCAUCAGUGAAGGCGUCCUUUUUUGCUUUCUCAGUAGAAUAUCUCACUAGUUACUCAGCUUGUGCAGAAUCAGUGAAAGAACAGGAGGUCGGGACAAGGGCGAAAAAAUAUAGUUAUAGGUUAUGGAUAAUUUCUACAAAAUAGAAAAGAUUGGCGAGGGUACCUAUGGAGUCGUUUACAAGGCCAAGGACAAAAUCACGGGGAAGCUGGUGGCCCUCAAAAAGAUUCGCCUCGAAACGGAAAGUGAAGGUGUACCGUCAACUGCAAUUAGAGAAAUAUCACUGUUAAAAGAAUUGACCCAUGAAAACGUGAUUCAGCUGCUUGAUGUUGUACAAGGAGAUAAGUAUCUUUAUUUGGUUUUUGAAUUUUUACAACAAGAUCUCAAAAAAUUGCUAGAUUCCUUAAAAACUGGACUAAGCCCACAAUUGGUCAAGAGCUAUUUAUGGCAAUUGUUGAAAGCAAUAGCUUUUUGCCAUGUUAAUCGUAUCUUGCAUAGGGAUUUAAAGCCUCAAAAUCUUCUAGUAGACCAAGAAGGUUAUUUGAAAUUAGCAGAUUUUGGAUUGGCCCGAUCUUUUGGUGUACCAGUAAGAACAUUUACUCAUGAAGUUGUAACCUUAUGGUAUAGAGCACCUGAAAUUCUUCUUGGCACUAAAUUGUACUCUACAGCUGUUGACGUAUGGAGCCUAGGCUGUAUUUUUGCUGAAAUGGCAACUAAAAGAGCACUGUUUCCAGGUGAUUCAGAGAUAGAUCAACUGUUCAGGAUUUUUCGAACUUUAGGUACACCAGAUGAAACUGUUUGGCCUGGUGUUUCACAACUUCAAGACUACAAAUCUAUGUUUCCUCAGUGGGAGGCUACAGAUUUAGAUGAGGUUGUUCCAAUGUUUGAUGAUAAGGCCAAAGAUUUGCUUAUGAAACUACUCAUAUAUGAUCCUAAUAUGAGGAUAACUGCGAAACAAGCACUAAGCCAUUCAUAUUUUGAAGGAGUUAAAUUGGUUCCUCCACCAAUGCCAAAAAAAGACUGA
Messenger RNA from Nasonia vitripennis (jewel wasp), 1220 nucleotides. It is a transcript of the gene Cdk2, whose product is annotated as cyclin dependent kinase 2. Gene Ontology annotation, cellular component: cytoplasm; nucleus; cyclin-dependent protein kinase holoenzyme complex. Bases 321 to 1220 code for a protein of 299 amino acids. Gene Ontology annotation, molecular function: cyclin-dependent protein serine/threonine kinase activity; ATP binding; cyclin binding. The transcript is spliced from 5 exons. The record is from RefSeq and is marked validated. Gene Ontology annotation, biological process: regulation of G2/M transition of mitotic cell cycle; regulation of gene expression; protein phosphorylation. NCBI's taxonomy places the organism in Eukaryota, Metazoa, Arthropoda, Insecta, Hymenoptera, Pteromalidae.